Aphanomyces astaci is the source of this 2348-nucleotide messenger RNA. RefSeq lists its product as hypothetical. Gene Ontology annotation, molecular function: metalloendopeptidase activity. Gene Ontology annotation, cellular component: plasma membrane. Lineage: Eukaryota; Oomycota; Saprolegniomycetes; Saprolegniales; Verrucalvaceae. The transcript is spliced from 2 exons. Gene Ontology annotation, biological process: protein processing. The record is from RefSeq and is a predicted model, not a curated record. Bases 1 to 2286 code for a protein of 761 amino acids.
AUGUCGGAGAACUCGUCGCUACUCCGCAACACACAAGAAGCCCCCGUGGCCAAUGCGCGACAUUGGUGGUUCAAGUACGCCCUUGCUGGCGGCGCCGUGGUGGUGAUUGGCGGCAUUGUGUGGAUUGCCACCGCCCAGGGCAAGCCAGUGGUUGCGAUCACCCUGCAAGGUCAAGUGACUUCCUUCAAUGUCACGACAACGAGCGCUCCCGUGACUACCGCAACAUCUGCCCCAGAAAAUACAACGGCUGCGACUUCGACCACUACGGCUGCACCAGAGACCACAACCACGGCCGUCCCAGCUACGACUAAUGCAUCCAUUGUCCGCAAUGCCACCAACGCCACUGUUCUCACCUCGAACACCAACAACACGAUUGAGGCCCCGUACCCAGCUCAGUUUGCUACGUUCUUCAAGGAAUUCGAAGCCAACUUGGACCGAUCGGUGGACCCGUGCGAUGACUUUUACCAGUACGCGUGCGGCGGGUGGCUGAAAACCACGACGUUGAAGCCGUCCGACACGACCGUGGACUCUUCUGACUACGUGGUCGCCCAAGACAACGACCGCAUCCUCAAGGACAUCUUGGCCACCAAGCCGACGGUCAUCGAUCCGUUCUACCAGGCGUGUCUGACUGAAGGCGACGUGAACGCGGACGCAAUAGUGGACGUGAGUGUCCGUCUGAACCACAUCGCGAACAUCCAGUCGCUGGACGAGCUACUGGUGCUUGCUGGCAUCCUCAACAUCGAGUCGUCCGUGUCGUCCUUCUUGGACCUGAGUGUGACCACUGACCCAAAGAACGCGACUCUGAACGUCGUGGAAAUCAUCCAAGGUGGGCUCACGCUGCCGUCCAUCGAGUACUAUGCGGCCGACAAGCUGGCUCCGUACGUGACAUCCCUUCAAUCGUAUUUGGCGACGUUGGCUACCGUGGACGCGUUCACCGGUGUGACGGCUAAGGCGGUGUUAAACUUUGAAGCGCAGCUGGCCAAGGUCUCGUUGACCCAGGUCGAGCUUCAGGACCCGUGGGCCACGUACCAUAAGUAUGCCGUCAGCGACGUCACGGCCAAGUACCCGCAGAUCGCGAGCUUCCUCAGCGGCGCGCAGCCAGGCCUGGUCAACCAGACGUAUGUUCCGGUGCUCGUGCCAACUCCCACGUACUUUGACUCGUUGGGAGCGCUGCUGCAAGCAACCGACCUCGGACUGCUCAAGGUGUACCUGAGCUUCCGUUUGAUCCACACUGCCAGCCCGUACCUGGGCGAAACAUUCCGCCAAGCGAAUCACGACUUUAACGGCGUGCUGCAAGGCCAGACGCUGCUGGGGGAAUACUUGGGCAAGUUGUUCAUGGACAAGGUAUUCGACGGGGCUACCAAAGUACAGGCGCAGGACUUGAUCCAUCAGAUCGAAGCCUCUAUGGUGGACCUAUUGAACGACGCGACGUGGUUGGACGGACCCACGCGCCAAGUGGGUCUGGAAAAAGUGGCCCAGAUUCGCAACUUUGUCGGGGGUCCCGACACAAUCACCCCGCUUCCGUUCAACCUCUCGAGCAACUUCUACACGAACGUGCAGUUGUUUGGCGACUGGAAGACGAGCAAGAGCUGGAAGUCGCUCCACAAACCCGUGGACCCCACCGUGUGGGACAUGUUUGCGUUCACGGUGAACGCGGAGUACGACCCCUCAGCCAACAAGAUCGUGUUCCCUGCGGCGAUCCUGCAGCCCCCGUUCUACAACGCGCGGUCGUUCCCCGCUGUGACCAACUACGCGCGUAUCGGGGUGGUCAUGGGGCACGAACUGGUGCAUGGUUUUGAUGACCAAGGGCGCAACUUCGACCCCCACGGCCAGCUCAACGCGUCGUGGUCGGAUGCUGCCUCGGCGACCUUUGACAAAAAAGCUAAGUGUUUGGCCGACCAGUACUCGACCUUCCCCAUCGUGUCAGUAGACGGCCACACCGUGCUUGGUCACUUGAAUGGCCAGCUCACACUGGGCGAAAACAUCGCCGACAACGGCGGCCUCAAGCUGGCCUACCUGGCCUACCAGCGCGUCAAGAAGGCCAACAAGGCGAUCGCAGAAAAUCUCGGCACCAACGACGCCAAGCUCUUCUUUACCGCGUAUGCCCAAGGGUGGUGCCAGAAACGAUCAGACGGACACGCGAUUCUGUACAAGAACAUAGACCCCCAUUCCCCCGGAAAGUGGCGCGUGCACGGCCCCCUAUACAACUCGCAAACGUUCGCGGAUGCGUUCCAGUGUCCCACUGGAUCGCCCAUGAACCCCUUCAAGAAAUGUGUGAUUUGGUAAUCGUAGGUAUAGUUGGUAGUAUUUUACGAAGCAAGCCGCACGCUCUGCCUUACUACUACACC